Rhinocladiella mackenziei CBS 650.93 is the source of this 297-nucleotide messenger RNA. RefSeq lists its product as uncharacterized. The transcript has a single exon. The record is from RefSeq and is a predicted model, not a curated record. NCBI's taxonomy places the organism in Eukaryota, Fungi, Ascomycota, Eurotiomycetes, Chaetothyriales, Herpotrichiellaceae. Bases 1 to 297 code for a protein of 98 amino acids.
AUGGCAAUAAAUGUUAAGAGCGUCUGGCUCGGCAUGAAACACGCAGCAGGUCAAAUGCUCAAGCAAGAUGCUCACCCUUUAGGUGAAAGAGGGCGGGUCAUCAAUCACUGUAGCAUUAUGGGUUUGGUGGCAUCGACCGGCAUUGGUCCUUAUCGUGCUUCGAAAGGAACCGUGUUACAGAUGACGAAAGUCGCGGCGCUGGAAUACGCCACAGAUAAGAUCCAUCGGAACUGUAUCAAUCUAGAAUAUGUGGUGACCAGCCUGAACCACCUUCUUUUGGCCGGGAAUACGUAUUAA